AUGGUGCUGCUGGCCGGGCCCGGGCCGGAGGGCGGCGGGGCGCGCCGCGUGUCCCCAGAGCCACCGUCCCCACCCCGGGACGCGCAGGCCGGGGAGGACCCAGCUGACUACGAGGAGUACGAGGACUUCUCAAGUCUGCCCGACACCCGCAGCAUCGCCUCGGACGACUCCUUCUACCCUUACGGAGACGAGGAGGAGUACAGCUCGGUGAGCGCGGAGAGCGCUCCGGAUGCCGUUCCGGAGGGCGUCCCGGAGGCGGCCACCCUCCUGCGCGCCGCCUGCGCCAACGACGUGGGGCUGCUGAGGGCGCUGGUGCGGCGGGGGCCCAGCGCCGAGGAGGUGCAGGAGACCGAUCGCAACGGCCGGACCGGCCUUAUUGUCGCCUGCUACCACGGCUUUGUGGAUACCGUGGUGGUCUUAGCAGAGUGUCCCCACGUUGACGUCAACUGGCAGGACAGCGAAGGGAACACGGCCCUCAUCACGGCAGCCCAGGCAGGGCACAUCACCAUCACCAACUACUUGUUGAACUAUUUUCCCGGUCUCGACCUUGAAAGGAGGAACGCGUUCGGGUUCACGGCCCUCAUGAAAGCUGCCAUGCAGGGCCGGACGGAGUGCAUCCGAGCCCUGAUGCUAGCAGGGGCGGAUGUCCACGCCAGGGACUCCCGCCGGGGAAUGUCCUCCCAGGAGUGGGCUGCCUACACUGGACGGUUUGAAGCGGUUCGGGUCAUCCAGAGGCUACUGGAGCGACCCUGCCCCGAGCAGUUUGGGGAAAAGUACAAGCCAGAGCUGCCACUGGGCCCGGAAGCGGGCCAGAAGCCCGCGGGCUCCAAGAGCUGCCUGCAGAAGCUCACGGAUUUUGUCCGGUCCACGCUGACCUCCCGCUCGCGCCAAGGCCUGGAGGACGGGGGAGCCCUGGACCACAUGGUCAAGAUGACCACGAGCCUCUACAGCCCCGCCGUGGCCAUCGUCUGCCAGACCGUGUGCCCCGAGAGCCCCCCCUGUGUGGGCAAAAGGCGGCUGGCGGUGCAGGAAAUCCUGGGGUCGCGCGGGGACCCGGACACGCAAGCCCAGGAGAGGGGCAAGGGGGAGAGCCCCGAGCCGCAAUCCCAGACCUCCCAGGCCGUGGGGGUCUCCAAAGAGGAGGCCCCCCGAGCCGGCCUCGCGUCUUCGCAGCCGCCGGCUGCCCCCCGGAGGGCCAGCCUCCUGCCCCUGCAGCUGUUGCGGCGGAGCAGCGUGAGACCCGGCGUGGCCAUCCCCAAGGUGCGCGUGAGCAAGGCGCCCGCGCCCACCUUCCAGCCCGAGCGGGCGGCCCGGGGCAGCGCCAAGGACAGCAGCCACCUGCAGCUGCCCAAGUGGCGGUACAAGGAGGCCAAGGAGGAGAAGCGGAAGGCGGAGGAGGCGGAGAAGCAGCGGCUGGCCGCGGCGCAGAAGGAAAAGCGGACGUCAUCCUGGAGGAAAAGGACGUGAGGCGGGGUGUGUCCGGCGCGCGGGGGUGAGGCCGCACGCAGAGCCCGCCGGCCGGGGAUGCGAAGCUGCCCUGAGCCCCGGGGGAGGUGGCGGGGACGCUGGGUGCGGUCCUCCCUGCAAGUGUGCGCCCGCGCCCCCCGCCCUUGCCCUUUACGCACAGCACAGCCCGGGCGCACAGGCUCCCCGGGGCCCAGAAAACGUUUCUGUUUGUUCAGGCUGCACCCAAGAGUGAACUGGGCCGAGCCCUAAUUGAAUCGCCUAAAACCAGUUCCCCCAGCAGUCAGUCCUCCUAGUGGGCAUUCUACCUAAAACUCGACCACUGAGCCACCAGGAAAGCCCCCGUUAGAACCUCAGUGAAGAAAUAUUUAAGACCAGUUUAUCCAAAGGACAUUUUCUGUAUAGUUUUGUAUUUUUCAGUUAUGAUCCAGCUUACAGCACUUGACCAGUGAUAGGGCUCUUUGUAAAUAUUUAUGACGGUCUUAAUGCAUUUGUCUGAAGACCCUUUGUUUAAAAUACGGUUUCUAGCAAUAAUUAUUUGUGAUAUGUCUAUGAUUUCAUAUAGAAUUUGUGGCAUUCUCCUCCUGUGGGCCCCCUUUUGCUUUUUUUUUUUAUUGGGGGCUUUGCCUUUCCAUCUCCUUGGGGGUGCUCAUAAGCACCACACGUCCUUAAUUGGAUUAAGUGAUGUUGAAGAUUUCUAUUGGAUAAAGGCAUUUGCUGCUUUACCACAAAAUGAUCAAGUAAGACAGAGGAGUCAAAUUUCCUUUAAUUUCUGAAGCUCUCUUGUCCAUCCAGUGGUAAAAAUGAAGAAAACCAAUUGUCAAAGUAUGAGACUGUAUAGAGGAGUGUGUAUUUAUUGCUAGAACUAAGCUCAUUUUAAGCAAGCGGUUUUAGAUAAUCUGCAUAUAAAGUCUUGAACAUACUCAAAAAUAGAAAAAAAAGUGUUCAAGAAAAUGGGGGCAACUCUAAUAAAUUAUUACUAGAAAUACAAAAUUAAGUUAUGUGCUCUUAGACAAUUGAAUUCAAAUAUCCUUAAGAUGUAAAAAGAGAUGCUAAAAGCAUAGAGUUCUGCAAACUACUGACAUGGGUGGGCCAUACAUUUUUUGAGAAAUAGGGAUUAGAGCUGAAUAUCAAGCAAACAUAUUUUUGGCAAAUUCUUCUGGAGUGAGCUGGGUUGCUUCCUCCUCCCGACUCAAUUCCAAGAGAUCCCUGGUGUGGAAUUUUAUUUUUCCUUUGAUGAUGGCCCCUCAUGUUCAGUUCAUCCUCAUGCAGACUUUGUAGACUUUCCAAGAUUCGGGAACUUUGGCAGCGCACAGGUGUGGUUUGCCUGAGCUCUCUGUGGGAAUUUUCUGCCCAUAGUUUUAUCUCCAAAAAGCUGAGAAAUACUAAUGAAUGUCUGGCUAUCUGGGUUGCAGAGUAUCUCUCACAUAUGCACUACCAACAGCACUUUAUUUAAAUAUUAUCCUGCGUAUAAGCCAUCGAUUUAAACCAUUACAGACCAAUGGAAAGCUGUUUAUUCUAUCUCUGGAUUCACAGGGGAAAUCGUGCUCCCUGGCCACGUGGCGACAAGCACCCACCCAUCUCAUGAUGUGGGCGGCAUGGCACUGGCCUCUCCCUCCUCUUUCCCCCCCGCCCCCCACCAUCAGACAUCGAGCAUCUUACACUCAUCUCUCCAAAAAACUCAAUGAACAGACCAUCAGGCUGCACCCAGGCUAAUGGGAGGCAGAUGUGACGAUAAUACAGCUUUUAAAGUCAGAUUUUAAUGAAUUCCUCCCUCGUUCCAGAAGGGCCCAGGAAGAAUGGCCCAUAGGUCUGGACCCGCUUUGAGCAUCACUGAUGUGGUAGGCUGUGGGUCACCCUUGAGCUUGAGAGUUGGGCUUGGCCAAGUGCCCUUGGAUGAGAUGAGCGCUGGUCCCCAAGGUGGAGAGAAACACGUCUCGUCUCCCUGAUGGUCCAGUCCACACCCUGCAUUGAGAUCAUGUUUUGUGUUGAUAUGUUUUGGUUGCUUUGAAUGAUUGCCUGCACUUUUCUCCCCAAGGGCUCACCUCUCCCUCUCCUCAAGUGUCAAUCAGGGAUAGGGUCACUGAUGGGCAGUGUCCCCCGCCCCCCAGCUCUGUCACCACAUAUGUUCCCUGAUGGCCCUUUUGCCUCCUUUUCCCCUCACUUUUUCUUUUUCUUUUUUUUUGUUUUCUGCCUAUCUUCUGCUCCAGAUUUAGCUAAAAUGCCUUGAUCAUCCCUGGCACCACUACUUAGAGGUCUAAAAAGAAAACCAUGGAGUCAUGAGAGAUCAACAGUGUCCCUGAUGACUUACCACAUCAUGCCCUCCAGACACUCAAGAGUGAAUGGACGGCAGAUUUCACCCGCUGCUUCUGUGCAGAGUUCCGCCCCAUCCACCACCACCUUUUUGUAUAGGGAGGGAGAUUUAGCUUGCUCUCACGACAGAUGGGGCUUCCCUGGUGGCUCAGCUGGUAAAGAAUCCGCCUGCAAUGCGGGAGACCUGGGUUCGAUCCCUGGGUUGGGAUGAUUCCCCUGGAGAAGGGAAAGGCUACCCACUCCAGUAUUCUGGCCUGGAGAAUUCCAUGGACCGCAUAGUCCAUGGGGUCGCAAAGAGUCGGACACAACUGAGUGACUUGCAGUUUCACCUGACAGAUGAGAGCGCCGCCCUGCUGUUCAGAGGAUCCGCUGUCUGCUUUGCACUCCUGAUGUUUAUUACCUGUAAAUAGUGAAUUUCAACUUGACAGGUACCUUCUCAGGGAUUUAUAUAUAAAUAGAGUUAGGGCGAAAGGUGAGCUAUAUUUUAACACUUUUUAGCAUCUGAGUGAGUUGUUAUCACACUAGACAGAAGAAAUAUUUCUAAGAUAAUAUCAGUGCUGCUUUUUUUCCCAGGGCAAUGCCUGGGAAAUCACCCCUCCUGUUGAGACUUCUUGAUUCUUAGAAACUCGGGACUCUGGCGGCUGAAAUAGCUUUGGAGUGGACGUGAAAUCACUUCACAGGGCCUCUCAGUUGCCUCUCGUGGAAGUGAACCCUUGUAUUAAGGAAAAAGAAAAAAAUUCAACCUCUAUGUACGAAGAGGUGGCUGUGACAACACAGAUGGGCCACCCAUCGAUUUUACCUCUAGAACUGGUUCCUCCCCAUCUGAUACCUGCGUGUGUGGUGUGAGAAGGACGGUGUUUUCUCUCUGCUCCCGUGAACCACAUGUUCUACAGUCAGCCCCGUGCCGGGCUCACUGCCGGGAGAGGGGAGGGAAAAGCUGGAAUGACCACAGUGUUCAGAGGCCUUCCGUGUCUUCAGCUACACCCAAGGAAUGCAACACACAGCAUUAUGAACCUUCGUGACUUUUUCCUGCAGCGCCUCCCCACGGGCUCCUGGCAGCACCAGAAGCCUCAGAAACACGCUUGAAAACUGCACUAGGUCGUCAUCUCAACUUCCGGCCCUCCUGCGACUUGCUCCUUCUGCGGUGGAGGGUGGAGUUUGUGACAUCAGUUGGAAAGUGGGAUCUGUGGGUGCAGGGAGGGGAUGGGCCAGUCCGAGCUGCCUCUGCCCACUUCCUUCCGGGCCGUCAGUGGCCAGCCAGGUCUCUGGAAAGUCCACUGAGUGGAGAUGAGGCUCUGAAACUGAAUCCCACGAGAUCACAGUCCUGAAUUGGAUGCAGAGCCCGCGGUCUCCGGGAGGAGUCACGGGCACCCAGUUACUAUGAAGAGAAGCACCCCUGAGGGAUGGAUGAAGGAGCCAAGACUAAGAAGAAGGGCUGAUCUGUGUCCCACAGCCUCUGGCAGGGGCACUGUUUUCCUGCCUGAUCCACACUACAUUAAGACAGAAGACCAUCUUUGCAUCGUUCACCCGAGCUUGCUCUGCGAAAUGAGCCCUACUCCCAGGUUCACCUGGGACCCCUUGCUGUUUCAUCUUCCCUCCUGAUAUCUGAUACGAUGCAGGUCUUCCCUGCAGUGUUGAGAUUAAUCAGGAGCUAUUGUAAGCUGCUGGUUGCAAUCUGUCUUUUAUCAAAUGAAGUGCUGGCCCUUUUUCUUUCAAGUAUUUGGGGACAUUCUAACAGGCCGCCCAUGCUCACGAGCCCCGUGGGAAACUGUUUAGAUUCUGCCCUUGGCUGUGGGUGCCCGGCUCGUGGUGAUCCGUCUGUUCUGUGUCUGUUCCUCGCUGUUCCGGACAGCAGGCUCACACCGAGCCCCUUUUCAGCCUGGCCUGGGGGACCACAUAUUCUUGGGAAGGAAAGCAGAGACGAUCCAUCAGGAGCGAUUGAACAACAAAGUCCCAUUCACCUCCACAACUGGCAUUGAUACAUAAAUUGAUACAUAAUCGGGAUCACGGUGGGGUGGGGGCUGGGGGCUGUUGCCAUAAAGAACUUGUAACAAAACAGCUCUUCCUGAAACCUUGAUUGCCCUGCCUGCUCCAGCAUGGAGAAUUUGUUGCAAACGUCUGGGCAACUCCUAUGUCAGCGGCUCAGGGAUGUGCCUUUGAAUUCAUGUUUUUUCAUUAACAUUUAAAAUCAGCAGCUAAAAAAAAUUCCACUGGAAGUUUUUUUUUUGUUUUUUUGUUUUUUUUUUU
Dama dama (fallow deer) is the source of this 6024-nucleotide messenger RNA. It is a transcript of the gene ANKRD33B, whose product is annotated as ankyrin repeat domain 33B. Gene Ontology annotation, molecular function: protein binding. The transcript has 4 exons. Bases 1 to 1467 code for a protein of 488 amino acids. The record is from RefSeq and is a predicted model, not a curated record. NCBI's taxonomy places the organism in Eukaryota, Metazoa, Chordata, Mammalia, Artiodactyla, Cervidae.